Molecule: messenger RNA, 1437 nt
Organism: Drosophila obscura
Lineage: Eukaryota; Metazoa; Arthropoda; Insecta; Diptera; Drosophilidae
Product: WD repeat-containing protein 74
Exons: 3
Coding region: 103-1362 (419 amino acids)
Biological process (GO): ribosomal large subunit biogenesis
Cellular component (GO): nucleolus; preribosome, large subunit precursor
Molecular function (GO): protein binding
Source: RefSeq, a predicted model, not a curated record
UAGUUCGAAAACCAUCGAUAUAUUUUCCCGCACGUGCGUUUGUUUUGUCUUGGCGAGAUUUUUUAAUUAGGAAAAUUAAGCUAAAAACAAUUACUUAGCAAGAUGAAGUGGACCACGGCGAAUCUUAAGCACCCCAAUUAUACAGCACAACAUGAAAUUUACGUGGGUACACACACAGGAUCUUUCAAACACCUGCUGCCGGCUUCGGAGAAGAGCCCACAUGGACAGAGAAACCUCAGUGAUUUGAAAGACUUGGACAAAGAAUCCCGCGUCACUGCUCUGGCGUUCGGCAACGAGGCGCGAACAGAAAUUCUGCUUGGCCGAGCCAAAAACAUCGCCGAACUGCAUUCCAUUGGGGAAGGAGGCUUCUCCGUGCGAAAUGUGGCUUUCAGCGCAGCUCCCAUUGUUGGUCUGGCGCGCUUCAACGACAAACUGAUUGCAGGCAUUGGGAAUGGUGAGUUGCAAAGCUUGGAGUUAGACCCUGAGGAGGAAACGCCACCUGUUGUUAUCUCUACUGGCACCCAAAUGGAUCAUCUGCGUCAGUGCGCACAGGCCAGGAACAUUGUGGCCACUGGCGGCAAGGAGCGACAAAAUAAUCUGAAAGUCUACGACCUGAGCUCCGACGCCAAGCAGAUCUUUACCUCCAAGAACUUGCCCAACGAUUAUCUGCAGCUGGAGGUGCCUGUUUGGGACAGUGACAUUGGCUUUGUGGACGGGCCCAGUGUCCUGGCGACGUGCUCGCGUCACGGAUAUGUUCGCCUCUACGACACCCGCAAGCAGCGCCGUCCUGUCUCCUGCUUUGCCAGUGAGGAGCACGGAAUGAGCUUCGCGGCUCUGGUGGCACGGGGCAACUACAUCUACACGGGCACUACGAUGGGCGCCCUGAAGGCCUUCGACACGCGACGCAUGAAAACUCACGUCCAUACGUACAAGGGAUUCACUGGGGGCAUAAGUGACCUGCACUUGGAUCCCACUGGACGUUUCUUGAGCUCUGCCAGCUUGGACCGCUAUGUGCGCGUCCACGACGCUGACUCUACAGUGCUGCUCUACCAGUGCUACGUUAAGUCGAAGGCCACCAAGAUCCUCAUCCGUCAACUGAAGGAGGAGAAGCCAGAGGUUGAUGCUGCAGUAGAGGAGGAGGAGGAGGAAGUGGAUGAUAUAGUGCCACAAAAGCCCAGUAUCAAGACAGCCCCUGUGGACGAUGAGUACGAGGAUAUGUUUGAGCAAAUGCAGACUGUGGGCGACAGCGAAGAGGAAUCUGGAGCAGAAGAUGAAGCUGAAGCGACUGCCAAGGUGGAAGGAGCCAAGCAAAAGCGCAAGGGAGCGAACCAGUCGCAGAAGACGAAAAAGAAGAAAGUGUAAAUAAUGUAUGCAUCCAUUUACUCGUUAAUGUUUAGAUUAAAGUUAUAUAUUAAAACGUAGUAAUACAAAGCGACG